This is a messenger RNA of Linum trigynum, 3878 nucleotides long. Lineage: Eukaryota; Viridiplantae; Streptophyta; Magnoliopsida; Malpighiales; Linaceae. The record is from the annotation of a GenBank genome assembly.
CAAACGAAAAUCACUCAUGUAGCAUGUAGGCGUGAAGUUUGCACAGAUACGAUGUACGGAUAUCGUGUGAUUAACUAAACGGAUGAAGAUCGCCAAGAUUUAAAAAUAAGACCACUCAAUUAUGUCACGAACUCUUAUAUUUGCGAAGAUAAUUCAUAAAAAAUGGAAAUUAUAUUUCCGAGUAAUUUUUAUCAGUUAUCUGCGCAAAUUUACUCAUAUUCAAACACAUUGCUUACAUUUGCAAUUGCAGACGGACCUAUCACCGUACCGGAUACAAGUAAGGAGGCGAAAAAAAUCUGCUCAAUCGUCAGUUCAUCACUGCAUCAACUAAACUGAAUACAUACCCUUGAAUGGAUCAUACAAUGUCUUCGGUUUCUACCGUCACUAAAAGGUGGCCAACAUAUGUGAACACCUAGAACCGUCUCAUGAUUAGUGACGAUUUUAGCGGGCAGUAGUUCAGGUGGAAUUUGUUAGAAAUUUGUUACCAGUUUUAAAGUUUGUGUCACCGAAAUAUGCAAAGCUAAAAUUUUGUGACUAUUUUAUUUUGUACAGAAGAAUGGCGGUACUUGGGCCCAAUUGCAAUUCCCUUUACCAGAGGCCCGUGGAAGUAAAAAUGCGGUUAUUUUAAGCCCACACCAUGACACCAACGGCGAUCACUCGGUUCUUCAAUCUUCAUAGCUGCCGCCAAUCACCUUUUCAGAUAUGAAAUGUUAGGCAGGGAUGGAAGCUUUCUGGUGCGAGGAAUCAACGAUGGGUUUGCAAAUCGGAGGAGAAAUAGAGAAGGUGGACGGCAACCAACUGAGCUACAACGAGUUCGCGGAGAAAUAUUUGGCCAAGAACUUUCCGGUGGUGUUGACUGGUCUCAUGGACGAUUGGAUAGCUUGCAAAAACUGGGUCACCGAAGAUGGCCGUCCCAACCUCAAAUUCUUCUCCACCCACUUCGCCGAAUCAACAGUUCAGGUUGCGGAUUGCGGCACUAGAGAAUUUACCGAUCAGAAGAGAAUUGAAAUGACUGUCGCGCAGUUCAUUGACCAAUGGGUUAACCAGAAUGGUGCUGGUGGGUCGAGCACCGUGGGUUCAGGCCAGUCUGUGCUGUACUUGAAGGACUGGCAUUUCGUUAAGGAGUACCCAGAUUACGUACCAUACAAAACGCUGCUGUUCUUUUGUGACGAUUGGCUCAACCUGUAUCUCGACCACUAUCGUAUGCAUAACGAUCCUGAUACGUAUCGAGAGAGCAAUGAAAUAAGUUGCUCCGACUAUCGUUUCGUAUACAUGGGAGCCAAAGGAUCUUGGACUCCUUUCCAUGCCGAUGUUUUCAGGUCAUAUAGUUGGUCAGCAAAUGUUUGUGGAAGGAAGAAAUGGUUUUUCCUCUCCCCAUCUCAAAGUCAUCUUGCAUUUGACAGGAACUUGAAGAACACUGUAUAUAACAUAUUGGAUGAAGUUGAUGAAGAAAAAUAUCCUGAAUUUAAGAAGGGUGUUUGGUUGGCAUGUACACAAGAACAAGAUGAGAUCAUCUUUGUGCCUAGUGGAUGGUAUCAUCAAGUUCACAACCUGGAAGAUACAAUAUCAAUAAACCAUAAUUGGUUCAACGGACAUAAUCUUUCUUGGGUGUUUGAUCUUCUUUUAAGAGACUACAAAGAGGCACAAGAGUACAUAGAAGACAUUCGGGAUAUCUCUGAUGACUUCGAAGGUCUCUGCCAGCGCAACCUUGCUGCUAACACAGGCAUGAAUUUUGUUGACUUCUCUAUUUUCCUGUUGCGGCUGUUCUUGGCCAACCUGACUCAAGUGUUCCAUCGAUACACAGACUCUAAAACAUCAUCCGUCUCAAGUUCAUCCCAACUGACUCAACAUUUCACCUUCAAUCUGUCCGCCAUUCGGAGGAUUGUGGUGAAAGUGGAGGAAUCCAUGGAUGGUCUUGCAGGAUAUCCAGGAUUUUCAAUUAAUUUGAAGGACACCUUGGAAGAUCCAGAAUUUCUCAAGCUGUGCAUCGACGUGGGCAAGACAUAUGGGAUGAUACAUGAUCAACCAAGUCGUAGUUCUUACGAACACGAAGCUUUCAUUGAUGAAAUUCUGGACUACGGUUCUCAUAUAGUUAGUACCAAAGUUUUUGUCAAAUUCAUAGACUUUUUCUGCCACAAGUUUGGGUUGAUAGUUCAGAAGGCUGAGUUUUAACUCAAAACUUCAUUCUGUCAGAAAGUUGGUCUUUUUGUUAAUGAAACCAAACGGCAGGAACCUUCUGCCAAUCAAACAGGGGGGCGGGAUUCAAAAAGCUGAAAAUAAGCUUUUAAGCUGAGUUUAAUGUACACCAUUAAUUUUGAAAUAUUUCUGUAAAUGGUUAAUAAAAAAAUUUUACUUUAUAACAUAAAAUAUGUGCUUGGAUCUUAUACCACUCUCUAACACGCCCCCUCAAACAAACAUCACUCUCUAACAUGCCCCCUCAAACGAAAGCCAACUCAUGGGCUUGAAGUUUGCACAUGCCCACCAUACCAUGUGCUUGAAAGACAACGAUUAAUAUUGGGGGUCGUGGAGAUUCAAACACAUGACCUUUCGGUUCUAUACUCUGAUAUGUCAAAAACCAGUUGAUCCCAAUAACUCGAGUUGGAGGCGGCUCCACCUUUAUCCAUGCCAAACCCAUAGCUAUGGAGGGAGAAUUUUCCUUCCCUGCUGGGGCUGAUUGGAGGCGGCCCUGCAACUUCCCUAAAUUGUCCAGUUGCUGGAUUCCAUAAGGUAAGUGCAGAGGAUCAUAGCUAUCCUGAGGAUUCACCAACAAGAAUAUGCCAUUGCAGGGUCCGGAGAUUACCUGCAUUUGGACUUUCCAUAUACCGGACUUUCUUCACAUCGCCAUUACUAGGAGACACCUGGAUGACCUUUUUGUUACCCAGACCCUGUUGAUCCUCGUAGACUAUCAGGGUUCUUGAAGGCGUCGCGAGCCGAGGAGCUUUUGUUGGUGUAGUUGGUUAAAGUGCAUGGAAGCCAGUAUGGGGCUUUUGAUGAUGGCGUUCCAAUUUCUGCAAACGGACUUCAAUUGGAAUAGGGUUUUCACUGGUAGCCAUGAGAAAAUCUCCAUGAGAAUAUCUUCCUGCAGCAACCAAGGUCCCAGUCUGUAUGAUUCUGUUCCUUCAUUGUCUGAUCUGUAACUUUGUAACAGAGAAAACUAUCUAUAACUAGCAAUUGCGGUUGCCGGAGCUUGGACUCCUUUUCGUGCCGAUGUUGUCAGAUCAUACAAGGAAGGAAGCAAUGGUUUUUUUCCUCUCCCCAAGUCUACCAAAGUUCAUCUUGCAUUUGACAGGCAUGUGAAUCACUUUUGUUUUGUCAAUUGAUGCCACAUUUUAUGAAGCUCACUCCCUGUGGAUGGCAGCAAUUAAUACUUGCUAUAAGUAGUUAGGGCAAUUGCUUGUUGUCUUGGCUAUUUUACCAUGGUUACUCUAUGCAUUUGAGAUUUGACCCAGGAACUUGAAGAACAGUUUUCAUAACAUAUUGGAUCCUACUUUGAAGGUCUCUGCCAGCACAACCUUGCAGCUCACACAGGUAAACCCAACUCUUGGAUCCUACACUGACUGAGUUUUUGAAGAAGAAUCUAUGAAGUCAUCUACUUUUUCCUCCCAAGUCAAUUUAGUCGUCCAGAAUAUUUGAAGUAGGUCUAUUUACUCCUGGCUCUAUGUUUCAUUCAGCCUUCUGGAGUCCAUGCCAUCAUGUUCUUGUCCUUUAUGUUAGUUCAUAAUUUCGGAUCUUCUCCAUAUGUACAGAGGGUCAAUUUCAUAAUUGGAGUUUCUCAAGCUGUGCUUAGAUGUGGGUAAGACAUACGUGACGAUACACGAUCAACGAACUCCUGGUUCUGAUGAACACAAAGCUUACAUUAAUGAAAUUCUGGACUAUGG